CUCAACCAAUCAGCAUCCUCUGGAGAAUCGGCAGCGCUAGCUAGGCAACUAGCUUCACGUAGCCCCACAUUGCUUUCUAGCACUUUCCGCGAUAUAUGUUUUAUAUUUCAUUAUAAACGAGAGUGUAAUAAUCCAUUUCAGUAAAGAAGAAAGCCCGGUCGCGUGGGGACGACACCAAACUGAAGCGAUGACAGGCUCAAAUGAAUACAAGCUGAACCAGGGUCCAGAGGACAGCAUCUCUGCUGUCAAGUUCAGCCCCAGCACAGCCCAGUUCCUGCUGGUUUCCUCCUGGGACAGCACCGUCCGUCUCUUUGAUGUCGUAAACAACACCAUGCGGAUGAAGUACCAGCACACAGCUCCAGUUCUUGACUGUGCUUUUUAUGAUCCAACACAUUCUUGGAGUGGAGGAUUAGAUGCACAGCUAAAAACUCAUGAUUUGAACACAGACCAAGAUACAAUAGUUGGAACACAUGAUGCUCCCAUUCGUUGUGUGGAAUACUGUCCAGAGGUAAAUGUCAUGGUAACGGGUAGCUGGGACAGAUCAGUUCGGCUGUGGGAUCCAAGGACGCCUUGCAAUGCUGGCACCUUUACUCAGCCAGAAAAGGUGUAUACCCUCUCCGUGGCUGGAGAUAGGCUGAUUGUUGGCACGGCUGGAAGACGAGUCCUGGUGUGGGAUUUGAGGAACAUGGGCUACGUACAGCAAAGAAGAGAGUCCAGUCUCAAAUAUCAGACCCGCUGCAUUAGAGCCUUCCCCAACAAACAGGGCUACGUCUUGAGUUCAAUUGAGGGACGUGUAGCUGUGGAGUACCUGGACCCAAGCCAGGAGGUUCAGAAGAAGAAAUACGCCUUCAAGUGCCACAGGCUGAAAGAAGAAGGAAUUGAGCAUGUUUACCCUGUCAAUGCAAUCUCAUUUCACAGUGUUCAUAACACCUUUGCCACGGGUGGCUCGGAUGGCUUCGUGAACAUCUGGGACCCGUUCAAUAAGAAGCGUCUAUGCCAGUUCCACAGGUACCCGACCAGCAUUGCCUCACUGGCUUUCAAUAAUGAUGGCACCAUGCUCGCAAUUGCCUCCUCUUACAUGCACGAGAAGGGAGACAUCAGCCAUCCAGAGGACGCCAUCUUCAUCCGCCAAGUCACAGAUGCUGAAACCAAACCCAAGUCAACCUAAGGCUCCCUCAAAAUGGUUCCCACUGGGUAUGACGCCUUUAUCACAUUUGGGUUAUCUGCUGGCAUCCAGUGAACUAUUAUCAUGUUGUUUCCUGUCAUUUAGUUUCUACAGUGUUUAUUAAAACUUUUCUUCUCUUUUCUAGCUCUUGUUAAAUAUUUCAUUGUUCCAUGUAUGUUCUAACAAUGAACUGUUGUUUUUGUCCAUUAAAACUGAUCUAUAUACA
This is a messenger RNA of Scatophagus argus, 1391 nucleotides long. RefSeq names its product BUB3 mitotic checkpoint protein (gene bub3). Gene Ontology annotation, cellular component: bub1-bub3 complex; kinetochore; mitotic checkpoint complex. The transcript has 8 exons. Lineage: Eukaryota; Metazoa; Chordata; Actinopteri; Scatophagidae. Gene Ontology annotation, biological process: mitotic spindle assembly checkpoint signaling. Gene Ontology annotation, molecular function: ubiquitin binding. The coding region runs from base 188 to 1168 and encodes 326 amino acids. The record is from RefSeq and is a predicted model, not a curated record.